This is a messenger RNA of Mus pahari (shrew mouse), 1198 nucleotides long. RefSeq lists its product as uncharacterized. NCBI's taxonomy places the organism in Eukaryota, Metazoa, Chordata, Mammalia, Rodentia, Muridae. The transcript has a single exon. The coding region runs from base 1 to 630 and encodes 209 amino acids. The record is from RefSeq and is a predicted model, not a curated record.
AUGUAUUUGUACGUCUGCCUGCCGCCCGGGGAGGGCGUCUGGCCUCGGCUGCAGACCCUCACCUACACCUACCUGCCCGCCCCUCUGCUGCUGCCACCUAUCCAGACCCACAACUUCUGCAGCCGGCCGGUGGGCCUGACCACGGCCCCGCGAGAACUCCACUGCUUCCAUGGUGCGGGCGCGGCCCUGGCCUCCUCCACGCCGCCCUGGUGGGCCUUCCCACCGCCGGGAGCCGCAGCCCCCGGCUCGUCGUUCCCCGCCUCCGCCGUGUCCGCGCCAUCCCAGCCCGGGCGCGACGCUACGUGGCCCGAGGGCAGCAGCCUGGAGCUGCAGCUGCGCUGGGGCCGCGUGGAGCGCAUGCGGGGUCCGUCCCUGCCGCUGCCGGACGCCGUGCGCCGCGACUUGCGGCGCGUCUACGGCACCUACCCACGCACCGACGUGCGCGUCACCCAGCGCGGCGGCCAGUUCUUGGUGCGGGCUGUGCCGCGCGUGGGCGAGCCCGAAUACAAGGUGGCCCGGCGCGUAGUGCGCAAGCCAGCCAGUGGCGACGAUGGGGACAGCGGGGACGGCCCGGCCGCUUCGGAGGCGGUGCAGCGUGGCCGCCUCAAGAAAAAGCAAGGACCAAGAUGAGCUUCUCAGCGCGUCUGUCGGUCCCCGCUCACAGUCCCUGCUUUUGAUUUCCCUGGAGUUAUUGCUGGACCGUGCAGGGAGAGAAAGGUGUUCGGUCCAUAGGGUCUUGAGUGCAAGCAGCAUCUCUCUCCCUUCUUAGCCCUCCGUGUGGGUCCCACUCGCCUUUCUCUCUCCCGUGCACCACAACACCCCUCUUUACAAAGCCGAGGGAGCCAAGCAGUUCCCAGCUUGGAAAAGGAAGUAAAUAAAUGAGCGAAGUCCAGCAUCCACUACAAGAUAAAGAAGUGGGCAUUUUGCCAUCUGUGUGAUGAAAGUCUUUACUCUGUGUGUAGCCAGCCCCCUGGGCCUGCUCUUAAGCAGCAACUCCACAGUACGCAGUGGCCAGUCUUCUAGAAUUGCCUGUCUGGACUUACGAUCCAAACAUCUUCUGAAGGCCUAGGGUAGUUCUGGAGUGUGGGGAACUUGGCCUGUGAGCUAGGUUUAGAGCUGGUUCUGACAUUUUUCUAGCCAUGUGUCCUUAACCUCUCAGAACCCCUUAGCUAUCACAUUUGUAAAACAUAUAAAGUUA